UUACCUCGUGCACCAGGUGAAGUGUGUAAUGUAUGUAUAUAUUGGGAGAUGGGUUUGUCGAGAAAUUGAUGCCACGGUUUGUUUCUCGGCAAUUCGAGGUGCUUAGAGAUUACACAGAGCUCAUUGUGGUCGAGUACUACGGCGAGAGUAGGAUCUAUGAGUGGACUGAUAGUUGGUGGAAGAAGGAGAUGAGCACCAACGAGAUUUUAAAGAACACAUAGAUACAAAUUAUGGUUCCGUGGGAGGAACUAAAAUGGGAUUUAUAUCUCCGAAGUUGAAUGAACUGGUUCAAAAUUUUCUAUCAUUCAGGUCUUAUUGUGUUCCGUGGAAGGAACUAAAAUUUUCGGUCUCAUACUUGACCGGAGGAAAUUCAUCUAAAGAUGCACUCACUGCAAAAGUGCGGAGAACCACACUGAAUAUGUUCCGUUCUGGAAAGGUGAACUUUAUGUUCACUACAGAUGUUGCUGAAGAAGGGAUUCAUGUACGCAAUUGUUCUUUUGUGAUACGUUUUGAUUUACCAAAAACAGUUCGUAGUUAUGUCCAAUCCCGUGGCAGAGCAAGGCAUCAUGAUUCCCAGUAUAUCCUUAUGAUUGAAAGGGGAAAUGCUGACCAAAUAGAUCAAUUAUUUGGUAUCAUUCGAAGUGAGCUUUUUCUGAAAUGUCCUUGUUCACCUAGAGACCCUCUUUGUUUCACACCUAAAGUAUUCUGUGAAGAAUUAAAUGCGUAUGUCGUAGAAUCAACUGGAGCAACUGUUACAGCUGACUCGAGCAUUAGCCUUAUCUACAAGUACUGUGAAAAACUUCCAGGAGAUAGGUUCUUUAUACCACAACCAACAUUUCAAGUACAUCUAAAAGAUGGCUUAUAUGAGUGUGUCUUGACUUUACCUCCAAAUGCUGUUUUUCGAAGGAUAGUAGGUCCUCCAAGCAUCAAUGCUCAUGUAGCAAAGCAGUUUGCCUCUUUGGAGGCAUGUAAAAAAUUGCACAAAAUGAAUGCACUUGAUGAUCAUCUUCUUCCUUUUUUUGAAGAGCCACUAGGGACUAGUACUGCUGGGAUCAAUAAGGAAUAUGCUGCAAAAGCAGGAACAACUAAGAGAAAGGAGUUUCAUGGGAUCACACGUGCAUGUGCUCUGUCAGGAACAUGGGCUCAUAAACCUGAUAAUGUUACAUUGAAUGCUUAUGGGAUAAAAUUUGUUUGUGAUCAAGAAGGUGAGAGUUAUUCUGGAUUUGUCCUUUUACUUGAGGCUUCGCUUGAUAGUGAUAUAGCUGGAGCAGAAAUUGAACUCUUCUUAAUUCCUAACAAAGUGGUCAAGUCUUCCGUAUUUCCAUGCGGAAAGGUGCAACUGAGUGCGGAUCAGGUGGAGAAAUCAAAACUUUUCGAGGAAUUCUUUUUCAAUGGGAUAUUUGGGAAGUUGAUUACUGGAUCCAAAUCAUCAGGUAUCCGGAGAGAAUUCUUAUUCAAAGAAGGAAAAAGACUAUCAUGGAGCUCCACGAAUAUUUAUCUCCUUUUACCACUGAGCCAUCAUCAUCAUGAUACUACUUGCAUCCACUGGAAGGGGGUGGAUGCAUGUUUUUCUGCAGUAAAUUUUUUGAGAAACAUAUUUUACAGAUGUUCAAAUGGUAAAGAAAACAAGAAACUGGACAUAAUUCACCUGGCAAAUAAAUCUCUUUAUACUCAAAAUCUUAAAGAGUUGGUGGUUCUGGCCGUUCAUACUGGACGAUUAUAUUCUGUUCUUGAUGUGUUGACUGAUAUGACUUCAGAGAGCCCAUUUGAUGAGAUAUAUGAUGGAAAAAAGUCACAAUUCAAUUCAUUCAUAGACUACUACCGUGAAAAGUACAACAUUUCACUUCAACAUUCAAGGCAACCACUUCUAUUAUUUAAGCAAAGCCAUAAUCCGCACAAUCUUCUUUUUCAGAAAUCAAAGGUUAUAGAUGGUUUGACUGGCCAAAGUUUUCUAAUUGAGAAAGUACAAGUUCAUGCUCACGUUCCACCAGAACUCCUAGUUCAUGUUGAUAUUGUUGUGCGCGGCGGAAGCUUGAAACCACACGAACAAGAACGAGAUAAAUCACAACCAAUAAGCCAUACACAAUACCACAGCAAGACAAACGAAUUUUACGUGGUUCGAAAUCCUAUCAUUCUUAAUGGUGUGGAAACACCGAAUUUCAACGUGUUCACAUCACGUAUCACGUUGCAUAUACCCAAUACUGAAGUUAUUGAACUCAUUGUUGAUCCAAAAACGGACAAGAAGACUGCAAAUGAUUCAUCAGCAUUUGUAAUGCUUCGGGAGCUUCAGAAAAGAGGAAGGUGUUUUCUUGAAGAACAGUAACAGUUUUCACCACAAAGAAAAAUGAAGAAAGAUUGAAUUAUACUUCAGACCAACUGCUACAGAUUGGAACAGACCUGAAG
This is a messenger RNA of Asparagus officinalis (garden asparagus), 2403 nucleotides long. RefSeq names its product endoribonuclease Dicer homolog 3b-like. Gene Ontology annotation, biological process: siRNA processing. Gene Ontology annotation, molecular function: RNA binding; protein binding; ribonuclease III activity. Gene Ontology annotation, cellular component: cytoplasm; nucleus. The record is from RefSeq and is a predicted model, not a curated record. NCBI's taxonomy places the organism in Eukaryota, Viridiplantae, Streptophyta, Magnoliopsida, Asparagales, Asparagaceae.